Cercospora beticola is the source of this 2335-nucleotide messenger RNA. RefSeq lists its product as uncharacterized. The record is from RefSeq and is a predicted model, not a curated record. Lineage: Eukaryota; Fungi; Ascomycota; Dothideomycetes; Mycosphaerellales; Mycosphaerellaceae.
AAGCGCUGCUGUGUCUGCAGCUGUCUCGUGCCGCGAGGCAGUCGCGAAUGCAAGGUCAAGGACUUCUUCCAGCUGGUCCGAAAUGCCGCAAUGCGUGCAAACGCGUUCUCCAGAACAUCCUCCAGCAUUUGAAGAAGACCUCCCUAGUCUCUUCAGCUAAUUAUGAAUCAGAGCUCAAGAUCAAAGAGCAUAGCCAUGCGUGACAAAGAAGACCAUAUGCGGCGAAGCUGUAGGACAUGAACAAAGAACAGGUAGGUAUAGCACUUCCACGAAUAUGCACUCUGCUGCUGGAGCAGGGAACACAUUCCACGCAGGAAAGCCGCAAUGUCGCAAAUCAAACUCGACAUAUCCCGGAGGCAGAGAGAGUUCGCGCGCUCGAAAUAUGCCUCAAGCUCUGAAGACGAGGAUGAGAGAAGGAGAUCAAAACAUAAGCCAGACUCAAAGACCCUCGGCGAUGAAUAUGAAGAGAACCGAGAUGCAGCCUACGGCUCAGAUAGCAAUGGUCGUUGGCAUGGGAAAAGCGAAGAUGAUCAUGGUCAACAUGCGCGCGGAUCUGGCACUUGGACGAACAGCACAUUUUCAAAGCCGUCAAAACCACGAAGAGGCGAUUCUCAUAGAAGAGAACGCGAAGCUCGAAUGCGGGCUCACCGUGACGAUGAUGAGCUCGGCAUCAAUAGCGGAAGACCCAAACUUGAGCCCAAGCUGGAAGCAGCCAGCCCUCAUACUCCGCCGAAUUUCCGACACGAUUUCUUCAUGGGUAAUUCCCCAUCUGCUCCUCGUAAAUCAUUCCCGUGGAUGGAGCAGUCACCACAACAGGAAAUCUUUCGAGAGCCAGCCUCCGAAAUGACCAGCCCAAUCAAGGCGAGGGGCGCACGUCAAAGCCUAUACACAUCUGGCAGCUGGGGUCGGCCGCUAACGCCGCGCAGCAUUGGAACAUCUGACGGCUUCUCAAGUUUUGAUGAUCAGUAUAUCCGUGCUCUUGCCGUCGAGAUCCGUGUCAACAUUAUGUUGACACCUUGCUUGCUGGCGUUGAGACAAGGCAAAAGUAAAACAGACCUGGCAGAAUACGAGUGCACAGGCUUGACGAGGUCUGCACGAAAUGCUCUUGCCCUGGCGCAGCAGCACAAGAAAGAAGUCGCAAAGGGCACCGUAGCACGAUGCUACUUCUACGUAGCGCUGACCCAAUUUGCGUACUCUCCGGACUCUAUCCACAAAAGUGAUGCACGCGCGCUGAAGUGGCUCAGGAAGACUCGUAAGGAAUUUCCAGGCAGCAGCGAAGCAGAUCAGGCACAGCUAUGGGUAAGAGCACUAGAGAGUGCCACCAGACAACAACAACGGGAAAUCAGCAGGAAAUUUGACGAUUGGGCAGUAUCUGAUUACAACGGCGAUGUAAUCAUCAAUCGUGCUCCAGUCACUGAUCCGUACCCACAACCACGAAGGCCUCCUCUCCAACGGGCCGCUACUUGGCUGCGCAAUUUGUUUGGCGGCGCUCGAUCAGACUCCGUGCGGGAAGACGAUACAGCCAUUCACACCAAAGCUCCCACUUUGCAGCGCCAGACGACAUCCCAGCUAAGGAGCGAUCGAUCCUGGUCAUCAGAUCAAUCCUGGUCAUCGGGGUCAUGGAGCAGCGGGACAGAAAGUUUGCGUGGGAUUAUACUACGAAACGGACCUGUCAGUGUCAGAGAAGAAACCAGUCCUUCGGAACCGAGUCCUACGCAUAUGGGUAGGAAUGAUAUCAAAGAUGAGCAAAGCAAUGGUCGGCCUGCUCCCGUAAGAUCUUGGUCAAACUACAAUCCCUGGCACAACUCUCAGGCUGAGCGGCCUUCAACAGCAGAGUCUAUUACUCGCUGGGUCUCUGAGAAGUUAGGCUACUGGCUUGGGUCCGGGAACAUGUCAGAUGCGGGUUCUCCUAUAAGUGACAGGCCGAUGACUCGUGAGUCCGCUAUUCCGGCGCCUUUGGAUCCUCGAAAGCAGAGCAGAAUUCCUCCGCCCUUGGAUCCUCGAAGGCAGAGCAGAUUCAAGACAGCCGAGGGAGGACAUGUCUCUGGAACUGCGCCUUCUCGUGCUCAUACGCCCACACAAGGUCCAAGCUCGAAGAGUGGGCAAUACGCUUCGAGAGAUGAGGUUAACACUCGAAGUAGACAGGAGACUGGUCUUGAUGCUGCUGGUCUCCGCCGUCGACGCAGUAGACUAAGCUCAUUGGUCCCCCGCCUAUCGAUACAGAAGCAACCACCGUUAAUAGUAGAGGACCUUGCAGAGAAAGGUGAGAGCCCGAUAUUCUGGCAUGAAUAACUUAAGAUGAGGUGGUCGGGAGGAUUAGAGUGAGAAGUAAAAC